This is a messenger RNA of Neltuma alba, 2793 nucleotides long. RefSeq names its product protein FRIGIDA-ESSENTIAL 1. Gene Ontology annotation, molecular function: metal ion binding. NCBI's taxonomy places the organism in Eukaryota, Viridiplantae, Streptophyta, Magnoliopsida, Fabales, Fabaceae. The record is from RefSeq and is a predicted model, not a curated record.
UGGGUUUUGAUGGUUCCUGCUCCAAAUUUUGCGCCCUACACCGGAAAACGAUUCGCGGCUGGCACGUUGGAGAGGCAGUGGCGGGAUCUCUGUUCAGUUUCCAGCCGGCAAUUUCUUGCCCACCUAAAUCAUUCCGGCAUCAAAGCAGCAAAGGUGCCCAGUGGCCGUGUGUAUAGGAUCUCUGGCCUCCAAUGUCACUCUCAAAAUCUCCGGUUGCUGCCGAUGAGGAUAGCGACCCAUCGAUUGAAAUUGAAGUAGAGGAAGAUCCCGAGGAAGAGGAAGAUCCUGAGGAAGAAGAAUACGAAGAAGUGGAAGUAGAGGAAGAAGUGGAGGAAGAGGAGGGGGAGGAAGAGGGAGCGCAAGAUGAAGUAGAGGAGAAGGGAGAGGAAGAGGGAGAAGAGGAGGAAGUGGAGGUAGAGGAGGAGGAGGAGGAAGAAGUGGAGGAGGAGGUGGAGGAGGAGGAGGAGGAGGAGGAGGAGGAGGAGGAUGCCAAAUUUGCGGUGCCAGAACCUUCAGCAGAUGCCGCUAAGGACCCUGAAGAUUUGAGCCGACAUAUGGAAUCUGAGGGGCAAGAGAGGAACUUCAGGCUAGUUUGUUGUGUGGCAGUAAACCCUGAUACAGUGUCUGCAGAAAACAAUGACUCCUAUAAGGUUCUUACAGUGGAAAAAGAAGAUUUUCGGCCAGAACAUGUGACUCGAAGUAGUCCAAAUUCAAGAAAUAAUGUGGGUACUGCUGAAGAUGAUAAACAUCAAGGGCUAGAUGUCGCUAAUGAAAGUAAAGGAUCCCCUCUACAAUGUAAAACCUUUGAAGCCUACAACAAACCAAGUUGUGAUAGCAAAGCUUACUUAUGUGGUCUUAAAGAGUCUGGGACAGCCAAGUCAUCCAAUGAUGCUGGAAAAGACAUGGCUAAAAAAGAUGUGGCUAUUGACUUCCAGCAGAAAAGCUGCUGUGUUGAGGAUGCUUACGUUGUCACUCAGAAUUCUAUAAACAAAAUAAAGCAAUCAGACGUGCAUUCAGGGGAUGAAACAAAGCAAAUGACCUCAAGAUUUACUUCCCCUGAUAUGAGGACGCAGAGUCUUUCUCCCUGUGCUGAGAUGAAAGAUGUAAACAAACGGCCAGCAAUUAUAUGCAGCUUUUUUGCUAAAGGAUGGUGUAUCAGAGGUAGUUCAUGUAGGUUUCUUCAUAUAAAAGAUCAUGUAAAUAAUACUGGCCAGCAGGCUGCAGGAGACUUGGUUUCUACAAAUUGCAAGAGAGAAGGGCAACCGGAGGAAGGUCUGACCGGCAAUGCUGAGACAUCAGGAAUGUCUGACGCUCCAGUUCCAUUGGCUGCUUCAUUGGCGAGCUCUUCUUUGCAUUCUUCUGAAUUUUCUCUAAAAGAGACCAUCCGUAAUGAGCAAGAAGCAAGCCCAAGUCAGCAUCCAUCUCAAGAUAAACAUAAGUUUCCAUUACUUUUGCAAGAGGACUUGUCUUCUAAGAACCAUGUCUUGCCAAUUGGUAGAGACAGUUCUAUAUCCAGGGAUCGAUUGAUCCUUGAAAACAGAUCUAAUUUUAACGCAUCAAACAACUAUUUCAGCAGGAAUCGCUCUUAUCCAUCCUGCGUGGAGGGAUUGGCUCCCAUUGAAAACCAGCACGUGUACAACAAAUAUGUUUCCCAAGUUUCAGCUCCAUCAAGUUAUUCAAUGUCUUCGAAUUUAUCUAAUGGGGCAAAUUCUUUGGAUGCUCAAAAGCUGUUGAAAAGUGGCAAAGAAUAUCAUGCUCCUACAUCCACUUUCUUAGGUUCAGAAUGGGAGGAGAUGCCUCUAACUAGUUCAUCCGGAGUUCAGCCACAUGUCACUGGAUAUAAAAGAAAAAUAUCUUUUUAUGAUUGGGAGCCAUCUGUACCUUUUCGGCCAUCAUUUUUUAUUACUUCAGCCAGUAUAUCCUCUUCUGGUGACAUGUAUGAUCCAUUUCAUCCUUGUGUUGAGAUAACUAACAUAGGAGAUGGAUCCUUGAAAGCUUCCAUUUUUAUUCACGGGCCUCCCAUCCAGGCUUCAUCUCAUGUGCGGACAUAUGGUGAUUGCCCUGGAGCUGGGGACAAGGUGGCUGAUAUCAAUGACGACAAGAGUUCUGUUUCUUCUCAUCACAGAUUUUAUGAGAAUGAGGCAAACAAGAGUGGUGUUCCUUCGGAGAAAGAUGACUGUGCACAUGAAACAGAGACAACAGCCAGAACCUAUCUAAACUCCUAUAAUGGUAAAGCAAGCAUUGGAGAAAAUACCCUUGCUGUUGAAGAUAAUACGAAAAUUGAAGUUGAACAAACAGAUAAUGAUGCUAGAUAUCGAGGUGAAGGAUCAAAAAAGAGAAGAGUAGAUAUGGCUAAGAAAAACAAUGAAAUUAAUGUUGAUUUUCAGAUCAAUGGCAAUAUGCGGAAUGAUUCGAAGGCUCUAAAAGUUUUUCGUACAGCUCUUGUAGAUUUAGUGAAGGAGUUGUUAAAACCAUCUUGGCAAGAGGGUCAUCUCAGCAAGGAUGCACAUAAUACAAUAGUUAAGAAAUCAGUUGACAAAGUUAUUAGCACCCUACAACCCCACCAGAUUCCAGCCACCAUAGAUGCAGUUAGCCACUAUGUUUCUUCAUCUCGGUUGAAAAUUGCCAAGCUUGUUGAUGGAUAUGUCAAUAAAUACAGCAAGUCUUGAAAUUUUACCACCAAACACUUCCGUUGUACAGUUUGGAACAGUGUGAGAUCCAGACUCAUGUACAAUUUGGUUGAUUGUUGAAUAUUCGAGAUUUAUGAGGAAUAUUUUGAAUUCUCUUUCAAAA